Messenger RNA from Gordionus sp. m RMFG-2023, 1767 nucleotides. RefSeq lists its product as uncharacterized. Gene Ontology annotation, cellular component: plasma membrane. The record is from RefSeq and is a predicted model, not a curated record. The transcript is spliced from 5 exons. Gene Ontology annotation, biological process: G protein-coupled receptor signaling pathway; cellular response to hormone stimulus. Bases 1 to 1764 code for a protein of 587 amino acids. Lineage: Eukaryota; Metazoa; Nematomorpha; Gordioida; Chordodea; Parachordodidae. Gene Ontology annotation, molecular function: peptide binding; vasopressin receptor activity.
AUGACCUUAACACCAGUAAGAGAUGAGCGCUUAGCUACCUUUGAGAUAAUAGCUCUUUCAGUGAUAUUUUCAUUAAUCAUCACAGGUAACAUUAUAUGCCUGGUUAUGUUAUGUCGAUACACACGAGCCAAAAAACGGAUAUUUAUAUUCAUGCUGAAUCUUUGCAUAGCGGAUUUGUCUGUAGGACUCUUCAACGUAUUACCUCAACUUAUAUGGAAAAUCACGUUCGAGUGGAAAGGCGGUUUCACCCUGUGCAAGAUAGUCCCUUACCUACAAGUUUUUAGUAUGUACUUAACGACUUAUAUCUUGAUAUCGAUAGCCUUGGAUAGAUAUCUUGCCAUAUGCCACGCGAUGAGCGUAUAUCAAAGAUCGUGCUACCGUGUUAAAGUAUGUAUAUUUUUGACCUGGUUUGUUUCUUUUAUAUUUGCCACCCCACAACUUUUUAUUUUUAAAAGAGUGACGGUGACAUACAGAAAUGAAAUGAAUAAUGAUAUGGUAAAUAAUUCUCCUCCUAACAUUCCAACUUUUAUCUACAAUGAAAGCCUAAGUAAUUGUAAAUUACCAACUCAACUCAAAAUCAGUCAUAACUAUAACAAUGGAACUAAUUAUUCCAAACUAGCAAAAAUAAAAUAUUUGAAUCUAUCCAAGUUUAAUUCUAGUCUUUGGCAAAAUUGCUCAUUCAAUCAACAUACAUUAGACAAGCCCUCAGAAUUACAUGUGAAUAGUUCACCUUUAAGGUUGCAUUAUUAUUGCCGAGCCAUUCACAAGUAUGAGUGGAGUGAAAAUAUCUACAUUUUAUGGUUUUUGAUCGCUAUAUAUAUCAUUCCUUUAUUUGUGAUUCUAUAUUGCUAUAUUAGUAUAUGCACCAAAAUUUUGAUCAAUAUUAAAAAUAAACGCAAGCCCUGCAUCAUAGAACCCAGCAAUUUUUGCUAUAGAGGCCUUUUUAAGUCUAGGAAGUCUAAAUUAAUUUCAUCUCACUAUGUUCAUAGCGAAUCAAAGUCUUCCGGUUUUUCGAACACCUAUAUUGAAACUUCGAACAGUGAAACUAAGUUUGAGGACUUUCCAAAGAUAUCUUUAAAACAAACGUUUUUUCCGUUAAAAUAUAGGUCACUUCAAUACCUUGGAUCCAAAAUAUAUUCAUUUAAAUCAAAAAAUCUUUAUAUUCCAACCUCCAAAAUGCAGAAAUUUCGAAAUUCAACCCCCAAUAUUGAGAUUCCAAAUAUUUUAAUUGACCAAGAUAUUGAGUCAAAAAAUAAGAAGAAAACAUAUACGGAAAAGAAAAAUGACGAUGAAUUAUGUACUCAUCCGAAACACCGAUUUAGAACCCAUUCCUUGGAAACUAUUAGUAGAGCGAAAGUUAAAACAAUUCAACUCACUCUCAGCGUUGUAAUUUGCUAUAUUAUAUGCUGGUCACCUUAUUUCAUAUUGGAAAUCUGGAGAAUAUGGUGCUAUAUAUUUCAUUCAUAUUUUACGAUAGUGGAGACCGGAGAUAGUAUUAUCCUGGGGCAGAAAUUGCGAAUUUCAAUCUUCCAGCACGAUAUAUUAUAUCCCUAUGAUUUUCUCAUGUGCUCAUAUUUAAAUAUUUUUUACACUUUCGUUAUAUUCUCACUUUUGGGAAAUCUGACAAGUUGCUUCAACCCCUGGAUAUACAUUCUAUUCAAUAAAUCAGUAUUUAGGUGCAAAUCGAAAGAAAGAAAUGAAGAAAUGGAUGGCAUAAUUCGCAAGAUCAGUUCAAAACGAAAAACGUUGAAUUCAGUUCUUUGAUUA